This is a messenger RNA of Lathyrus oleraceus (garden pea), 1446 nucleotides long. RefSeq names its product transcription factor bHLH115. Lineage: Eukaryota; Viridiplantae; Streptophyta; Magnoliopsida; Fabales; Fabaceae. The coding region runs from base 316 to 1155 and encodes 279 amino acids. Gene Ontology annotation, molecular function: protein dimerization activity; DNA-binding transcription factor activity. The transcript is spliced from 6 exons. Gene Ontology annotation, biological process: regulation of DNA-templated transcription; intracellular iron ion homeostasis. The record is from RefSeq and is a predicted model, not a curated record.
AGCGAUGACGUAUAAUUUGAUACCUUGCACUGUUUCAACGUAAUGUUAACCAUGGCGCACAUCACAGUUUCCGUCACAAAUUUCACAUCACACUCACAACAAUGACUUUCUCUUUACUCUUCUUAAUACCGAUGAUAAAUCCCUAAGGCCAAGUAGAACAAACAAAUCAAUGAAUAUAUAUAGUUUUGUCCAAAAUAAUGUUAUUAUUAUAUUCUCACGCUAUUUCAUGACUCCAUCCAUUGAUAUUAAUAAAAAUACAGUGGUAGUAGUAGCAGUAGUACACAGUUAGUUACACACUCUCAAUACCUUGCUCACAUGGACAUGGAUUCCACUGGUGAUGGUUCCUCUUGUUGGCUCUAUGAUUAUGGCUAUGAUAUCUCUCUUGCUGCUGCUGAUUUUAUGACUUCUUCUAAUUAUCACUCUUCCGCUGCUGCUGAUUUCAUGGCUUCUUCGAAUCAUCACUCUUCUGCUGCUGCUGCUUUCAACUGGAUGCCCCAGUCUCAGUCUCAGACUCACAUCAUCAACCCUCCUUCCUCCAAUAUCAGCUUGGAAAUGGAAUACUCACUAGAUUCUACUGUUUUCGAAAAUGGCCCUUGGAAGCCUUCAAAGCGAUUGGAAAUGGAAUACUCGUUAGAUUCAACUUUACUCGAAAAUGGCCGUUCAAAGCGGUUAAGGACAGAAUCAUAUGCUUCUGGUUCCAAAGCAGGUCGUGAGAAAGUGAGAAGGGAUAAACUCAACGAUAAGUUUCUGGAAUUGAGUUCUGUCUUAGAGCCUGAUACACUCCCCAAAACAGACAAGGUCACUUUAUUAAACGAUGCGGUUCGAAUGGUGACUCAAUUAAGAAACGAAACACAGAGGCUCAAGGGAAGGAACGAUGAAUUACGCGAAAAAGUUAAAGAGCUUAAGGCUGAGAAGAACGAGCUUCGUGACGAGAAGAAUAAGCUGAAGCUAGACAAAGAAAAGCUGGAGCAACAAGUGAAAUUAACAGGUGUGCAGUCAAGCUUCCUCUCUAAUGCCAUGGCUGCUAAAGCGCAAACUGUUGGCCACAAGCUGAUGCCUUUCAUUGGUUAUCCUGGAAUUUCAAUGUGGCAGUUUAUGUCACCUGCUACAAUUGAUACAUCACAGGAUCAUCUCCUUCGACCACCCGUUGCUUAAAGUGGUUAGCAACAGCAUCCACUCCGUUAUUGUAGAUAAAUGUUAUUCGAACAUCAAGUUGAUACACGAAAUCAUUGAAUUUAUGUGUAUCAAAUUGUUGUUGGAAUAACAUUACUGUUAUCGUAUGCGUGCUUUGCUUGUAUUAUGUUUUUGCCCAAGUUAUGCUCUUUGUUUCUGUUUGUUUUUUAAAUUCACAGACUAAAAGUUUGCUUGGAUUUGGUUGAUUUGAUAUCAUAAAUUUGUGCUGCAACAAUACAAUCUCAAACUAAUAUAAGAAAAUGGUUUAUGUGA